UUACUAAUACAGUACAUAGAAACAAAGUUACUCCGCUAUCCUAAUUUUAUCUUGCUCAAAUCCUAAACCUUCUUCAUCUCUCUCAAAAUUUUCAAAAUGCUUUAGUUUUCUUUUAUUUGUUUCCUUCUCUAGGCUUUGCCUAUUGAGGUUCCAGAAACGUUUUUUUUCCCAUGUUUUUACAGUAAUUAGGGUUAUUUAUUUCAUCUGAAAAUCCUCAGAGAGAGAUACCGGAGAGAGAUACCGGAGAGGAUGGAAGGUCGAAGAAUAUCGGCGAAUCCUCGGCCGUGUUCGGGGAGAAGAAUAUUAGCGAAGAAACGGCCGCGUUCUAACGGAUUUAUUAACACUGUUAAAAAGCUUCAGCGACGGGAGAUUUCUUCUAAGCCAGAUCGUGCUUUUACUAUGAGUAAUGCUCAAGAACGGUUUCGGAAUAUGCGUUUAAUGGAAGAGUAUGAUACACAUGAUCCCAAAGGCCAUUGCUCGGUAGUGUUGCCCUUUUUGAUGAAGAGAACGAAAGUUAUUGAAAUUGUAGCUGCUCGUGACAUUGUUUUUGCUCUUGCGCAUUCCGGUGUUUGUGCUGCUUUUAGUAGAGAGACGGAUCAGAGGAUAUGUUUUUUAAAUGUUAGUCCUGAUGAAGUCAUUCGGAGCUUGUUUUAUAAUAAGAACAAUGAUUCGCUCAUCACAGUUUCGGUUUAUGCUUCCGACAAUUUCAGCUCCUUGAAGUGUAGAUCAACUAGAAUUGAGUAUAUAAAGAGGGGCAAGCCAGAUGGUGGGUUUGCUCUGUUUGAGUCUGAGUCACUGAAGUGGCCUGGGUUUGUAGAGUUUGAUGAUGUAAAUGGGAAGGUUCUGACCUACUCAGCCCAAGAUAGUGUAUACAAGGUUUUUGACCUCAAAAACUAUAACAUGCUGUACUCUAUUUCGGAUAACCAUGUCCAAGAAAUCAAGAUCAGCCCUGGCAUCAUGUUGUUGAUUUUUAAUAGAGCAAGUAGUCAUGUUCUUCUUAAGAUUUUAUCAAUAGAAGAUGGCACAGUUCUUAAAACCUUCAACCAUCUGCUUCAUCGAAAUAAGAAGGUGGAUUUCAUCGAGCAAUUUAAUGAAAAGCUUCUUGUCAAGCAGGAAAAUGAGAAUCUCCAGAUUCUUGAUGUUAGAAAUUUUGAGCUAAUGGAAGUUAGCAGAACUGAUUUCUUGACUCCCUCUGCAUUUAUUUUUCUAUAUGAGAAUCAGUUGUUCCUGACUCUUAGAAAUAGAACUGUUGCUGUCUGGAACUCCUGCGGGGAGCUUGUAACUUCAUUUGAGGAUCACCUGUUAUGGCACCCCGACUGUAACACAAAUAACAUAUACAUCACAAGUGAUCAGGAUCUUAUUAUUUCUUACUGUAAAGCUGAAUCUGAAGAUCAGGGGACGGAAGGAAGCGCUGGAUCUAUCAAUGUUAGCAACAUCUUGACAGGAAAAUGCUUGGCUAAAAUUAAUGCUAGCAAUGGCAGUCGCAAGACUGACGAGAGCAGCAAUAGCAGCAGCAUUGGCAGCUCAAAACAGAUUUGUUCUACUAUCAGAAGUUCAGUUGCAGAGGCUUUGGAAGGCAUAACUGCUCUCUUCUACAAUGAAGAGCGAAAUGAAAUUUACACUGGUAAUAGACAAGGGCUGGUUCAUAUAUGGUCUAACUGAAGAUCAUGUUUGUGUUUCCCAUCAUACUCGCAAGGGGAUCUAUAAUGGCAACGGACAAUGGUCUAGUUCAUUUAUUAUAAUGAAGAACAGGUUUUUAUCAUUCUAAUCCCAGUGCUACGAUUUCGCUAUUGGAGGAUAUUCUCUCUGCACAACCACAAAGCCUACGUCUUUGUAGAAUCAUGUCGUGAAUUGCUUCAGGAUUAAGAAUGAAUUGUAUCAUCAGAUAGUCGUACUUUGUGUGUACGAAUCUGUAGAUUUUAUUCUAGCUUUCUUGGGUUAUUUGUUUGACAUGCAAAUGUUUAAAGUUGUCUUAACCCUGAACAAUUUUCCGUUACUGCUAUGUUAACAUUAGUUUAUAUUUUU
Messenger RNA from Mercurialis annua (annual mercury), 2025 nucleotides. RefSeq lists its product as uncharacterized. The coding region runs from base 250 to 1662 and encodes 470 amino acids. NCBI's taxonomy places the organism in Eukaryota, Viridiplantae, Streptophyta, Magnoliopsida, Malpighiales, Euphorbiaceae. Gene Ontology annotation, molecular function: protein binding. The transcript is spliced from 8 exons. The record is from RefSeq and is a predicted model, not a curated record.